UAACCCAGAAGAGUUUGCGAUGGUGAGGGAGGGUGGCAGCACCACCACUAGCAACAAUAACCCAGAAGAGCUUGCGAUGGCGAGGGAGGGUGGGAGUAGCACCACCAGAAACAACAAUGUAGAAGAAUUUCCGAUGACCGUGGAAGGUGAAAGCAGCACCACCAUGAACAACAAUGAAGAAGAGUUUGCGGUGGGGUGUUUGCUGUCGAUCAGGACAGUAUUUGGUGAAGAGUUUGAAGGCCAAGUUGUUACGUUUGAUCGUCCCUCCAACAUCCUCGCACUCAUGGAAAGUUCCAAAGAUGUCCCUCUUGGAAAAAUUAGGAUUUUGAAAGCUGAUUACAUAGAAGACUUCACCUUAUUAGGUCAAUAUAAAGACCCACUUUAUCCAUAUAAGUGCUACCUUGAUCUCAAUGUUCUCCAAGCAAGGGAAAAAGUUGCCAUUAGACAAGCAGAAGCAGAUGCUGAGAGGAUUGGGGUUGGUGUUACAAGUGUAGCACAGAACAUCUUUGAUGCUUUAUCUAAAACGCAUCCAGUCCGCUGGGACAAGACUGUCAUAGUUGUGAUGAAUGAGGUGCGUAUCAGCAGUCCUUAUCACUCGGAAUGUGUGAUUGGCGGUACUCAAGUUGCAAAUAACCGUAUGAAAAAAGUGCUUGAGAUGUUGUGGAAGAGGUUGCAACUUCCAGGUUCUGGUGAUAUUUGUUGAGCUCUCAGGUUCUGUCUUGCGUAUGGAGUUCAUUUAAGGUCGUUCCCUCGUAUUCUUCUUAGAACUUUGGAGUGAGUGUCGUAGCAUGGG
Messenger RNA from Vicia villosa (hairy vetch), 793 nucleotides. RefSeq lists its product as uncharacterized. The record is from RefSeq and is a predicted model, not a curated record. Lineage: Eukaryota; Viridiplantae; Streptophyta; Magnoliopsida; Fabales; Fabaceae. The transcript has a single exon. The coding region runs from base 20 to 703 and encodes 227 amino acids.